This is a messenger RNA of Penicillium odoratum, 1014 nucleotides long. Its product is annotated as thioesterase family protein. Bases 1 to 1014 code for a protein of 337 amino acids. The transcript is spliced from 2 exons. Lineage: Eukaryota; Fungi; Ascomycota; Eurotiomycetes; Eurotiales; Aspergillaceae. The record is from RefSeq and is a predicted model, not a curated record.
AUGCCUCUCAACGCCGCCUUUGAAGACGCAAUUUGCGUCACUCCACAAGGCGCCAACAAAUACAGCGCUCAUCUCCGCCCAGAAUGGUGCAUUGGAACCGUCCCCCACGGUGGCUACACAUCAGCAGUCCUAUACAAACUAGCCAUAACACACUUCCAACACGCCCACCCAAAGCAAUACUCCACCCCCGCCUCACCAAUCUCCCUCCAACUCUCCUUCAUCCGCCGCACAGCAGCCGGCCCCGCAACCCUAGAAGUCGAAGACAUAAAGCUCGGCGCCCGCACAAGCACAAUCCACAUAAAACUCCUCCAACCAUCCGAAAAACAACCCGACAAACUAGAGACCAAAGUAGCAGGCUACAUCACCGUUAGCCCCCCGGAUGCAGAAGUCGGCAUCAGCGUCCCGACGGGCUGGAAAGCGCAUCCAGAGCCCGCCCCUGGCUCGCUCCCCGACGGGCAAGUGGAUUUCGCCGCCCUCGCAAGAGGCAAGGAUGGCGCAUGGGUGAAGACCGAACCUCCGUACCCCGAGUUCCGGCGCGCGGCUACCCAAGUAGAACUAUAUGGGCCUAGGAAGGGCGAAACGCAGCAGAAGCGAAGCGGGGUGAUGGCUAUUGACCAGUGGGCGCGGUUCAGACCGUGUGGAGAUCAGGAUGGGAGAUGGACUGACGCAGCGGUUGUUUAUUUGCUUGAUAUGUUUCCCAUGGCGUUGGAUGGGUUUGAUAGUGUUUCUGCGAAGGCGAUUGCGAAGGAGAAUGGGAAGAGCGUUGCUGAGAUGAAGGCUAACUUUUGGUAUCCGACUGUUACGCUGAAUAUUGAUAUGAAGAAGCAUUUGCCUGCUGGUGGGGUGGAAUGGCUUUAUAGUCGGAUUGUGACGAAGGUUGUUAGGGAUGGGAGGACGGAUUUGGAUGUUACUGUUUUGGAUCAGGAUGGGGAGGUUGUUGCAUUGGGGACGCAGGUUGGUUUGGUGGUUAGUGCGAGUCGGAAUUUGGGCAGCCGAAAGAUGGAGAAGUUGUAG